Planococcus citri (citrus mealybug) is the source of this 3459-nucleotide messenger RNA. Its product is annotated as angiotensin-converting enzyme-like. Gene Ontology annotation, molecular function: metallopeptidase activity; peptidyl-dipeptidase activity. Bases 358 to 2859 code for a protein of 833 amino acids. The record is from RefSeq and is a predicted model, not a curated record. Lineage: Eukaryota; Metazoa; Arthropoda; Insecta; Hemiptera; Pseudococcidae. Gene Ontology annotation, cellular component: plasma membrane. The transcript is spliced from 13 exons. Gene Ontology annotation, biological process: proteolysis.
UUCAUUUAGGUCUCCAAAAUACGCACAAGUUAGCUCAUUAAAUGUAGUGGGUGGUGGCGGCGUUGACGAGCCUGUGAAAAAAAAUUCAAACCGAACACAAUACGUACUGUUAACGAACAUACGCAUACCAACUCGUAACUCGUUCACUGUGUGUAUUCGACUCAUCGAAAGUAAAAGUUGCAAUGUAAUCGUAUAGUAGACACCUGUGUGCAUCAAUUCGCGCGUUUUUUAUACCUACCAAUUUUUCGUACUUACUUCGUAUCUUUUUUACCCGUCGCGUUUUCCUCUUCGUAUUUUCAAACAAAUUUCUUCAUUCGAUUACAAAUGAUAUUCUGAUCGAAUUGUCGCAGCAAAAAUAUGUUCGGUGUUUUGACCAAUAUUGUGUUAGUUUUAAGCUCGUGUCGAGUGAUACUCGGUGAUCGAGGAUAUAUACCCAGCGACGACCGCGAUCAAGGAUACAUCGAUCCUAACACUUAUAUCAGAAAUAAUGCUCAAAAUCAACACGUUCAAGAAGUACUGCGAAAGUACAGCCAAGAUGGCCGUUACAGCUCGUCGGCUAACCCGUUAACUGCCAUAAACAAGGAAUUAACCCUCAGCACGCCAGAUCCUCGAUAUUACGAUGCUUCCGCCAAACCCUCCGAUCCUCGAUUCUACGAUACGUCUUCAUCCAGACCAUUAGAUCCAAAUUAUCGAUCUAGACCUUAUGGCUCCGCUACAGGAGUCGGUGACGAAAGAAUCGACAUAAAUAAUAUCGGUCUGCCUGGGUCCAGAUACAGGGAUCCGAAUUACGGAAACAGAGGAUCCGGAUCGGCUGGAUAUGGUACGGAUCGAGAUCGUGACCGUUUUCGUAAUCGAUACGAUGUGUAUUCGGACAAUAACGGCGGUCGAGGUGAUCCUCCUCCUCGUCAGUACUUUGGAAACGAUCCGCAGUAUGCUCUCAGGGAGGAUGAAAUUUUCAAGAUUUUGGCUCAAAUCGACGUAAGCGCUUCGCAGCAGUGUAAUAUCAACGUCAAAACUCAAUGGGAUUUUGAGACCAAUGUUAACGAUGCGUCGCAAAUUAGAGCGCUCGAGCAACAGCUGGCAUACUCGGAAUUUCAAAGAAGAGUUCAUAAUAUAGCGGAAAAAAUCGACAAAUGGGAUAUCAGAGACCUAGAACUGCUGCGUCAGCUACGUUAUUUGUCGGUAGUUGGCCCUUCGGUAUUGCCACCAGAUCAGCUAAACAGAUAUAACCGUCUGAUAAACGAUAUGUUGGCGAUUUACAAUACAGCUACAGUAUGCGACCAAGAAGAUCCGCUAAAAUGUGGUCUGCGGUUGGAAGAUCUGAACGUGAUCAUGGCCAGGAGCAGAGACUGGGAUGAGUUACAACACGUGUGGAUCGAAUGGCAUCGUAAAACUGGCCAACAAAUUCGAGAACUUUACGUCCAGUUGGUCGAUUUAAGCAAUUAUGCGGCCCAAUUGAAUAAUUUCACGGAUACGUCAGAAUAUUGGAUGUUCCCUUUCGAGAUGUACGAUUUUAGAAAUGAAAUGGAAAGAGUUUGGGAUCAAAUUAGGCCAUUGUACGAACAAUUACACGCAUACGUAAGGCGCAAACUGCGUGAUUUGUACGGGCCAGAAAAAAUCAGCAGGGAAGCUCCGUUGCCCGCUCAUAUAUUAGGUAACAUGUGGGGACAAUCCUGGGAAAAUAUUCUCGAUGUGACUAUUCCUUAUCCUGGUAAAAAUUUCCUAGAUGUCACGCCAGAAAUGUUAAAACAGGGAUACACUCCAGAAGCAAUGUAUCGAGUAGCGGAGGAAUUCUUCGUCUCGAUGAAUAUGAGCGCGAUGCCACCAGAAUUCUGGAGUAAAUCGGUAUUCGAAGAAGUUCCCGGCAGACCAGUCAUAUGCCAGCCAUCUGCUUGGGAUUUCUGUAAUGGAAUUGAUUACAGAAUUAAAAUGUGCACUCGUAUUACGAUGAAAGAUUUUGUCACCGUUCACCACGAAAUGGCUCACAUACAAUACUUCUUACACUACGGAAAGUUACCAAAAGUUUACAGAGACGGCGCUAAUCCUGGUUUCCACGAAGCAAUCAGCGAAGCGAUAUCGUUAUCUGUAUCGAAUCCUAAACAUAUGCAAACUUUAGGCUUAGUUUUAACCUCGGUCGAUGAUGUUCCUCAUAAUAUCAACUUUUUGUUCCAUUUGGCCAUGGAUAAAUUGACAUUCUUACCGUUUAGUUUGGCUUUGGAUAUGUGGAGAUGGGACAUAUUCAGCGGAUAUACGCGUAAAGAGCGUUAUAAUUGUCAUUGGUGGGAUUUAAGAGAACGAUUGAGUGGAGUCAAGCCUCCAGUUUUGAGAUCGGAAAUUGAUUUUGAUCCAGGUUCCAAGUAUCACGUUCCUGCAAAUAUUCCCUACGUUGGGUAUUACUUUGGAACAGUAUUGGAAUUCCAGAUUUUCAGAGCUUUAUGCAAAGCAGCAGGUCAAUAUGUGGAAAAUGACGCCCGCAAACCAUUACACAAAUGUGAUAUUUACAGGAGCAGAGAAGCUGGUUCUAUUUUAAGACGUCUUAUGGAAUCAGGUUCAUCUUUACCAUGGCAAGAAACUCUAAGACUGGCAAUCGGUGAAAACAGACUAGACGCUAGUGCAGUUCGAGAUUACUUCAAACCUCUCGAAGAAUGGUUAAGAAAUGAAAAUUUACGUACUGGCGAAUUCGUCGGCUGGGUUUACGAUGGAGAUUAUUGCAAAUAUAGUAUCGAGACUGCGAAUUUACAAGUGUACGGCGGAUUCUACAAUAACUCAAAUGUUCUUUCAUUUUCAUUAAGUUUAUUAUUUAUAAGUUGUUUAACGGUGAUAUUAUCCCAUACGAGGUGGUGGCGACAUCCUCUUUGAAAACCCAAAAACUGUACUUCUCAUCGAGUUUUACUUGUACAUUGACAUCUGGACGUAUGGUUGGGAAACCACCAAGGUACUUCUAUAGCCUCAGCCACCAACUUUUUUAUUACAAGGAGGCUAGCGUUUUGAAAAGUCUGAUGAAUAUUCAAAUUUUUAUACUUACCUAUAACGUAUUUUCUCAUACAUUUUAUUGGAGGUUAGUCGCGUAUCUUAAUUAGGUACGUAGAUAUACUUGAGCGUGGGGACUUGAAGGUACUCGUACCAAAGAUCACCAUGAGUCUUUCAAGUUGAAACAAACUUUGAAGUAAGGAUUAGUGGGGGGGGGGGGAGAGGAUUCGUUGAAGUUGUGAAUCCGUGGCUAUUUUAUAUUGGUCAGGUAUCUUCAAAGACUGAAAGUACAUAUUAAGCAUGUAUGUAUAUUAGGAAAGGUAAAUUUAUCUCAAUAUUACAAUAAACGAAUUGAAUUAAAAUACCUACCUAUCCUUUUUAAUUCAUUACUCGUUGAAGAUUGUUUUAAUAAUGCUAUGUAAACCUAAGCAUGUGUUUGUGUACACACCAAAAAAAAUCAAUAAAAAUUACUUUGCGAAUAUCAAUAAA